Periophthalmus magnuspinnatus is the source of this 7502-nucleotide messenger RNA. RefSeq names its product centromere protein E (gene cenpe). Gene Ontology annotation, molecular function: ATP binding; microtubule binding; plus-end-directed microtubule motor activity. The transcript is spliced from 54 exons. The coding region runs from base 113 to 7162 and encodes 2349 amino acids. Gene Ontology annotation, cellular component: microtubule. Gene Ontology annotation, biological process: mitotic cell cycle; microtubule-based movement. The record is from RefSeq and is a predicted model, not a curated record. NCBI's taxonomy places the organism in Eukaryota, Metazoa, Chordata, Actinopteri, Gobiiformes, Gobiidae.
AUAGACAGAUUUAAACGUUACUGGUCCAUCUCAAGAGCUUUUAUUUAUCAGUCCUUAGAUAUACUUAAGCAGCAUUAUUUAGGAUUCGUGUGACUUUUCGUGUGAAAAGAUCAUGGCCGAAGACUCGGCAGUUAAAGUGUGUGUUAGAGUCCGUCCACUCAUUGAGCGGGAGGAGAAUGCGGCUUCUGAAAAUGCACAGCAACCACCGCUUUAUUGGGAAGCUGACAAUGACUCCGUUCAUCAGAUCAAUGAAGGGGCUUCAGUUAAAAGUUUCAAUUUUGACCGUGUUUUUACUUCUCAUGAGACGACAGAUAAACUUUACCAGACAAUUGCAAAACCCCUAGUAGUGUCUACUGUUCAAGGAUACAAUGGGACAAUAUUUGCCUAUGGGCAAACUUCAUCUGGAAAGACCUUUACCAUGAUGGGAUGUGAUAAAACUCCUGGAGUCAUCCCUUUGGCUGUUGAAGACGUCUUUCAAACUAUUCAAAAUUGUCCAAAAAAGGAAUUUCUUCUCCGGGUAUCCUACAUGGAAAUCUACAACGAGACUGUGAGUGAUCUGCUGGUUGACAGUUGGAAGAGGAAGCCCCUGGAGGUCAGAGAGACUCUUAAUAAAAGCAUAUAUGUGGCUGACCUUACAGAGGAGCUUGUGACUAGUCCUGCGCAAGCUUUGCACUGGAUAAGACUCGGAGAAAAAAAUCGCCGUUAUGGAAAAACCAAAAUGAACCAGCGAAGCAGUCGCUCACACACUAUUUUCCGAAUGAUUUUGGAAAGCCGAGAGAGAAGUGACAGUGAAAAUGCAGAUGGUGCUAUUAUCGUGUCUCAUCUGAAUUUGGUUGACUUGGCAGGUUCUGAGAGAGCAAGUCAAACUGGAGCCGAAGGUGCCCGCUUCAAAGAAGGCUGCAACAUCAACCGAAGUCUCUUCACUCUUGGCCAAGUCAUUAAGAAGCUAACGGAUGAAAGUCAAACAGGAUUUACAAACUACAGAGACAGUAAGCUCACUCGUAUCCUACAGAACUCUUUGGGUGGAAAUGCCAAAACUGUCAUCAUUUGUACAAUCACACCUGUUGCUUUGGAUGAAACCCUUAGCACUUUGCAGUUUGCCAGCACUGCAAAGAAGAUGAAGAAUGACCCACAUGUUACUGAAGUGUCAGAUGAUGGUGCUCUGCUCAAAAGAUACCGCAACGAAAUUGUGGACCUCAAGCGUCGUCUCCUUGAGGUUUCAUCUGUAACACAGACCACAGCCACAGAGAAAGAACUACUUUCUCAACUCCUUCAGGAGAAGGACCAACUACAACGAGAGCAGGAGGACAGGAUCAGGAAUCUUACGAAUCUACUGGUCAGCUCCAACCCCAACCAAGUGACUGGUCGACGGGCACCCAAACGCAGGGUUACCUGGUCAGGUAAAAUGAUCAAGCAGACAGUUUGCUCUAGUGCUGAAAACUCAACCAGAAAAAGGAAAGCAAACCACUCCUGUAUUGAGCCAGAUGAAGACUUUUAUCCUCACUGGGAGAUUCUUCAUGAGGCUCCAGAAGACUUGGAUAUCAGUCAAGCAUCUAUAACAGUUCGCAGCUUUGGAGACAGUCCACAAGACUUUGUGCCAGCAGAAGGCCUGAGGGAGUUGUCUGAAAAAAUUGCUUCUCUUGAGCAACAACUGGAAAUGGAGAGUUGCCAGAAAACUGAGGCUCAGUUGAAGUUGAAGGAGCUGGACAACAAGGUGGCUGAGCUUGAACUUCAGCUGCAAGGGGAAGUUCAGCUCAAACAAGAUGCUUCACAGAAGCUGACUGUGGUACAAGAGGCAAAGCUGGAUGUAGAGUUAAGAGCACAGACUGAGCAACAGAUGCAACUAGAGGAAAAGAUGACCACUUCGCUGGUUCCUGAAGCACUGUCUCCAGGUCAGCUAUUCUCAACUGCAGACACUGAAGACAUUGAUCAGAUAAAGAGACAAUUUUCAGAAGCCAUCCAACUGUGUGAAACUCUAGCAUCAGAGAAGGAUUUAUUGCUUACUGAACGCAAUUACCUAAAAGAGGAACUAGGGAUGUCACUGGAGCACAUUAAAACUCUUGAAAAAGAGAAUUCUGAUCUUUCACAAGAGCUCGAGGAGAAGCGAGAGACUGAAGAAUUUGAAAAUCUAGAAGAGCAAAUCAAGAAAGACAAUGAGGGUAAACUACAAGAAGAAAUAUCACAAUUGAACAUAAUUAUUGAAUCCUCAAAACAGAAACACCAGGAUUUACAGAAUGAAUUGGAAGCCUUAUCGAUCAAGUUCAAAAAGAAAUGUGACUUUACAGAGGAACUUCAAAAAAUGAAUGGAAAAGAUUUGGUUCAAGAGGUGACAAUGCUUCAGCGCUCUCUAGAUGAUGCGGAAAAGAUCAGCAUGGAUACAAAGAAGGAAUGGGCUUGCCUGCGUUCUCAAAAUAUUGCUCUGGAAGAGAAAAAUGCAAUGCUUGCUCUUAAUAGUGAAAAGAAUGAAAAUGAGAUCAUCAGCCUGCGCUCCCAGCUUGAGAUGGAGAAAAACAAAUUCAAGAAAAUGCAAUUUGAUCUUCAGAAAGAGUUAAACAUUGCAUUUGAGGAGAAUAUUAAACUGGCCACUCUUCUAGAUGGCAAAGUACCUAAAAAUAUGAUUGAGAAUGUUGACCUUGAGAGAACUGUGACAAAUUUAAGGAAGGAAUUGACUACUUGUCAGGAGGACUCUGCAGACCUCCGUGUUCAGCUGGAAGAGCUACAGGAGCUUCCUGUCAAAGUGGCUGAGCUGAUGAAACGGCUUGAAGAAAGUGAAUGUGUGAAGGUGUCCCUGACUCAGGAGUUGCAUGAGAUCCAUAAGCUAAAGAGGGACUUGGAGGAAAAGCUUGCUGAUGGCGAAGAAGCCAGACGAACUGAUGAAGAAAUUCAGAAAGAACUUGAAGAACAAGUGGACAAACUGACUGCAGAGCUGCAGAGUGUGCAGGCCCAGAAGGAGACCGCCAUGUCACAAUGGGACUACAGGCUCCAGUCAGUCUCUAAUGAAAGAGACAUCCCGCAACAGCGUAUUGAAGAGGUAUUAGAAGCCCAAAGUCUUGUGCAGUCCCUUCAAGAGGAGCUCCAGGAAGAGAAGCAAAAGUUGUCUCACAAGGAGACACUUCAUCAGCAAAGAGUGGAGGAGUUGGAGCAGAAAAUCAGUGUUGUGUCCCAAGAGCUGGUCAGGCUACAACUGGAGAAGGAGGAGUGCGUGUCCUCUUUUACUCAUCUAAAGGAAGAGAGAGACCAACUCAAGGCAGAUCUCCAAGAGAACAUCGAAAUGAUGAUUGAAGUCCAGGGCGAACUUAGGGUAAUUCAGGAGAAGAACCUUAAACAAGAGGAGUGCAUUCACAAGCUGGAGGCGGCACAGGCAGCUCAAGAGGAACUCCACCCAGAGGAACUCGAAGCACAGAUGAAGACUCUUGAAGAGGAACUUGAACGUGUACAAGCAGAAAGUGAGAGGUCUAAAGAGGAGAGGGACGAACUCAUGUCCAGACUGAGCUUGCUCUCUGAGGACAGAGAGCAGCUGCAGCAGGCUCUGGACACACUUGCACAGGAAAAGCAGCAGCUCAAGCAGCUCCUGGAUAACAGGACGGACAUGCUUAAUGAGACACAAACGAUUCUACAGACACUUGAGCAGAGACUUCAGGAGCAAAAUCAAAAGAACUUGGACUUGGAAAGACUGAGCCAAGACGGACAUAAUGAGCUGGAGAGCCAGAUGAAGACUCUUGAAGAGGAACUUGAGCGUGUACAAGCAGACAGUGAGAGGUCUAAAGAGGAGAGGGAUGAGCUCGUGUCCAGACUAAGUGCUGUCACUGAGGACAGAGAGCAGCUGCAGCAGGCUCUGGACAUACUUGCACAGGAGAAGCAACAGCUCCAGCAGCUCCUGGACAACAGGACAGACAUGGUAUCUGUGUCUUUGCAGAGUGACUUCAAUCAGGCAGACACCCAAGAGGACAUGGCCAAACUUCAGCAGGAGAUGGAUCAGCUUCAGGCUUCUCUGCAGACCAUCAGUGCAGACAAGAGCCAACUGGAGAAUGACCUGCAACAGAACACGCAGAAGCUUGAUGAGACACAGAGGAUUCUACAGUCUUUGGAGCAGAUGCUUCAGGAGCAGAAUCAGAAGAACUUGAACUUGGAAAGACUGAGUCAAGACAGAGACACUGAGCUGGAGAGACAGACCAAGGAACUUGAGCGUGUACAAGCAGACAGUGAGAGGUCAAAAGAGGAGAGGGAUGAGCUCGUGUCCAGACUAAGCGCUGUCACUGAGGACAGAGAGCAGCUGCAGCAGGCUCUGGACACACUUGCACAGGAGAAGCAACAGCUCCAGCAGCUCCUGGACAACAGGACAGAUAUGGUAUCUAGGUCUUUGCAGAGUGACUUCAAUCAGGCAGACACCCAAGAGGACAUGGCCAAACUUCAGCAGGAGAUGGAUCAGCUUCAGGCUUCUCUGCAGACCAUCAGUGCAGACAAGAGCCAACUGGAGAAUGACCUGCGACAGAACACGCAGAAGCUUGAUGAGACACAGAGAAUUCUACAGUCUUUGGAGCAGAUGCUUCAGGUGCAGAAUCAGAAGAACUUGAACUUGGAAAGACUGAGUCAAGACAGAGAUGCUGAGCUGGAGAGACAGACCAAGGAACUUGAGCGUGUACAAGCAGACAGUGAGAGGUUUAAAGAGGAGAGGGAUGCGUUUCAGUCCAGACUGAGCACUCUAACUGAGGACAGAGAGCAGCUGCAGCAGGCUCUGGACACACUUGCACAGGAGAAGCAGCAGCUCCAGCAGUUCCUGGACAACAGGAUGGAAAUGCUACAAGUUGAGAUUAUUCGGCUGAAUGAAUCUCUGCAGAUAGUCAGAGAGCAGAAGCGCCAUCUGGAGAAAGAGCUGCACACCAACUUGGAGAUGGUUUCUCAAUUAAAUGCUUCCCUCCAUGAGGUCAAAGAUGAAAAGAGUCGCCUGGAAGAGAAUCUGCACAACAAUAUGGAAAUGACUUCACAAAAGCAGGAGCUCUUGAGAUCAGUUCAGGAGGAGUUGUGUGAACAGAAGAGAAUAAAUGAUGAGCUAGCUCAGGAGCACAGCUCAUUAAACCAACAGCUUCAGAGUCUUACAGAGAGACUGCAGAGUGUGGAGGCAGACUGCUCCACAGAUGAGAGGGACAAACUUGUGUCCAGACUGAGCUCUCUCACUGAGGACAGAAAGCAGCUACAGCAGGCUCUGGACACACUUACACAGGAGAAGCAGCAGCUCCUGGACAACAGUGGGGAGAAGGUGAAGCUACUUAAAAAGGAGUUGGAGAUGUCAAGGAAGAAGGAGACUGAAGCACAAGUUUUUCUAAGCAAAGCCAACCAGACUAUUUCUAGUCUGAGAGAACAGCUCAGCUCUCCCCCUGGGGAGGGCCCACUGUCUCUACUCCUGGAAGAGUCAACUCUGCACCUUCAGAAGUCAUUUAAGAAGUUCAAGAGGUUUGAAGAAAAUUGUUCAAAUGGUGCAUCUGUGAAAGUUAAAUCCAAGGUCUUCGAGGCUCCAUCCUGCCUCAGCUACUUGCCUAAAAGCACCACUGAUUCCUUUCAUGCGAUCAAUCAUCUGGGUCAACAAGCGCUUCAAAGCUGGACUAUCAUGGCUGGGAAUCUGCAGAAGUAUACCCACAGGUACCAACAGUUGUUCGAAGAGCUGGUAGAGAAGGACUUAACUGUGUUUGAGGAGAGGCGUUUGCAGGAUAUCCUACUGUGCAGAGUGCAUGCACCAAGCUACUCCAUAAAGGACAUGGACUUUGUGUCGCAGUGGAAAAUGAGGCUGAAAGAGGUGCUGGAGAAGAGGCAGGUUUACCUUGAGAAAAUGGACAGUACUUUGGAUAGAUUUUUGGACUUACACCGCAGUGAGCUUUCUGCUGAGUUCAGAGAAAAGGAAAGGUUUGAGACAAAGCUCCAGGAGAUUUGUCAUGGAGAGUCUGUAGACGUCUCUGCACUGGACUCAUUCCUGGACACAGAGCGGCAGCUUCGUACCACUUUGCUUCAGAAAAGGAACAGCCUUCUCAAGGCCGUCACAGAGGAACACAGUGGCUUGCUGAAAGAGCUGAGUCAGCAGGCUGCUCAGGUACAGGCUCUGUUAGAAGACGAGAAGAGUAAAAGGUACACUCUGCAACAUGGGCUUGAGGGAGCACCACUCAAAACAGAGAUGUCUCUCAUAGAAGACCAUCAGAACCUCCUAGUUCAGCUUCACACUGCUCAGAACCAUCUUGAGAUUCUGCACUUAGAGAAAGGGGAGCUGCAAAAGGCCCAGAUCAAAGCAGAGUAUCAAGUUUCUACUCAUAAAGAAGCCACUCAGCUGCUGCAGACAGAGCUGCAAGACACUUGUGCAAAGCUCCAGGAGAGGGAGCGCACCAUUGAAGAGCUCAGCACCCAACUACAACAGGCUGAGAGAAAUUCUGAUGUUGUGGAACUUGCAAAACUUAACAGUAAGAUCACCAAACUGGAAAUGGAGCUCCAGUCAUCAUCAGAAAAGUACAAGCACGAGAUUCAGACGCUGACAUCGCUUUUAGAUGGAAAGGAGACAUCGCUCAGAAAGCUGAAAGAAACCCUCCGAUCGCAGCAGCAGAAAGACGAUUUCUAUCUGGAAGGGGAGGCUCUUCAUGCCCGCCUGGUUCAGCCUAAAGGUGUGGUCCAGACUAGUGUGCUUGUGGAAAAGGGCAAACUUGAGGAGGAAGCAAGACAACGCAAACUGAGAAUCACUGAGCUGGAGAGCCUGGUCACCAGUCUGCAGGCUGAGGUUGGCAAGUGGAAGCACCGUGCCCUCAAGAUGAAGAGUGAGGCUGAGACCAAAUCCAAUAGGGAGCUACAGCCAGGCUUUGAAUGUAGCCCUCCAAAACGACCCCGAUGUGACUCUCCCAGGAAAAAUCUGCGCUCCCCUAGGAAGGCCCUGGAUUCUCCAGCUCUGGCGCUCCUCAACUCUCCUAAAAGCAGGUUCUUUGACGGUGGAAGCAGCUCUGAGUUUCUCGUUAGAAACUGUCCAAAGCAGUUCUUCGAUAACUCUUGCCUUGGGACACCUCCAGAAGUAUUUCAUUCUCCUGAGACUACAGAGGCAGAGCAUGUUGCAGAAAAUGGCGCAGAUGUAAAACAAGAUUGGCUCAAAUGGCCUAUGUCUCCAAAGGAGGAAGAGAUGUGCAAAAAACAAUAGGACAUUGCUGCUAUUCUAGCAUGAAGUAAUAUUUUUAGUUUGUGGUUUGUUUUUUUUUUAGUUAAAGCAAUAAAGUUUUUUACCCGGUAAGGUGUCAUCAUUUCAGUGUUGCAUCUAAAACACUAACAAAGUGUGAGUGCUCAUAGUUAAGGAUGCACUGGCAGUCAUUCACGGAGAUGGCAAAGAAUAUAGUUACAUAAUUAUGAAAUCAAACCAUGUCGAUUUCAUCAACCACACAAAUCUACAAGCAGCAGAAAUGCAACAGAUUAAGAUUCAUCAUGGUGUGAAUCCAACUAAAACGGCUUAAACUGCAUUUUCAGAUUUUGAUGAUGCAUUUGUA